Messenger RNA from Penicillium canescens, 213 nucleotides. RefSeq lists its product as uncharacterized. The transcript has a single exon. The coding region runs from base 1 to 213 and encodes 70 amino acids. NCBI's taxonomy places the organism in Eukaryota, Fungi, Ascomycota, Eurotiomycetes, Eurotiales, Aspergillaceae. The record is from RefSeq and is a predicted model, not a curated record.
AUGACGCUGAGGUUGCCGGUCUACUCACUUGCACCACUGCUUCCAAGACGUGCUUUGUUCAACUACUGGGUUACUCAGUCCCAUGAGGAAUAUGUCUACAGUGCAGAUGGGAUUCGACUUGGUGCCAUCGCCAUUACAGGAAGCUGCGCUCCUAUCGGUAUCAAAAGUCAGUACUAUGACCUUGCUCGGUUUGGAUUUGGUCAGAAUGGGUAG